Messenger RNA from Gallus gallus (chicken), 800 nucleotides. RefSeq names its product claw keratin-like. The coding region runs from base 59 to 466 and encodes 135 amino acids. The transcript has 2 exons. NCBI's taxonomy places the organism in Eukaryota, Metazoa, Chordata, Aves, Galliformes, Phasianidae. The record is from RefSeq and is a predicted model, not a curated record. Gene Ontology annotation, cellular component: intermediate filament. Gene Ontology annotation, molecular function: structural constituent of cytoskeleton.
AUCCAGCUUCCUCCACUUCACUCUCCUCAUCUCCUGGGACUCCUUGCUUGUGUGGAAGAUGUCCUGCUCCAGCCUGUGUGCCCCUGCAUGUGGGGUGGCCACCCCAACCCCGCUGGCUGACAGCUGCAACGAGCCCUGCGUGCGCCAGUGCCCUGACUCCACUGUGGUGAUCCAACCCCCGGCCACCGUGGUCACCUUCCCCGGGCCCAUCCUCAGCUCCUUCCCACAGAAUGCUGUGGUUGGCUCAGCAGGCGUCCCUGCCGUCGGAUCGGGCUUGGGUGGCACCUUUGGACGCAGUGCCGGCUAUGGGGGCUAUGGAGGUUUUGGUGGCUAUGGAGGCCUGGGAGGCUAUGGAGGCUUUUAUGGCCUUGGUGGCUAUGGGGGCUAUGGAGGCUUUGGUAGCUGUGGAUAUGGUGGCUGGCGCCGAGGCCACAGGUACCUCAGCGGCAGCUGUGGGCCCUGCUAAGCACAGCACUGCCUCUGUCCACGGUUGAAGGAGAGCUCUGGAGAAGUCCCAGCAAGUCCCCAUCUGAUGCUGUGAGGAAGGGCUCCCCUUCAGCAUUGCUGGGCUCUGUUUGGAUACUUCGUUCCUGCACAGGGCCCAGCAGUGUCCUUCUUUGCUCCAUUUGAUCUUCUCUUGAGGACUGACUUCCCCGUGAUGACACAGCCCAGAUUUGAAUGCCUGCUCCUGUCCCUCUGCCCUCUGCAAGGAGAUGAGGAAAGCCUCUGGCCAGCGGCUCUACUUCUGCAACCUCACUCCACCUCCCGUGGACCUGAAAUAAAAACUCUCUUGCACCGCA